This is a messenger RNA of Pogona vitticeps (central bearded dragon), 725 nucleotides long. Its product is annotated as C-C motif chemokine 4. Gene Ontology annotation, molecular function: chemokine activity; CCR chemokine receptor binding. Gene Ontology annotation, cellular component: extracellular region. Lineage: Eukaryota; Metazoa; Chordata; Lepidosauria; Squamata; Agamidae. Gene Ontology annotation, biological process: chemokine-mediated signaling pathway; positive regulation of cell migration; antimicrobial humoral immune response mediated by antimicrobial peptide. The record is from RefSeq and is a predicted model, not a curated record.
CCGGCGUCCGGCGCCAGACCCCAGCCGAGCGCCCUGCAGCUGCUAUCGCUCCUGCCCCAUCGAUCUCCGCCGCAGCCAUGACCAGGACCGCCGCCUCCGCCACUGCCCCGCUGCUGCUGCUCUUGCUCCUCCUCCUGGGGGCGCUCUGGGACUCCUGCCCGCCAGCUGCCUCCGCUCCAGUGGGUUCCGACCCCCCGACCUCCUGCUGCUUCACGUACACCGCCAAGAAGAUCCCCCGCGAGUAUGUGGUCGACUACUAUGAAACCAACAGCCGGUGCUCCCAGCCUGCCGUUGUGCUCAUCACACGGAAGCGCAAAGAGAUUUGUGCCAACCCUACAGAGCGAUGGGUCCAGGAGUACGUGAAGGACCUGGAACUGAACUGAAAGGGCUUAGAACAGAGCCAUUUCUGGCAGAAUUAAAGGACUGAGGGAGGCCGGGGCCAUUGGUCCUGUGGUUGCCCAGCAUGAAGUCCUGCCCCCCUCGAGCGAGGACACGACAAGGAUCCUAAGUUUGCUUUUCUGGGAACUCCCAGUUACUUCUCAGGGCAUUGCUAUCGUAAUUUAAAUGUAUUUAUUUUGCUCACGGCCAGAACUUUGUUCUUAAUUAUUUUAUUUAUGCAACUCGGAAGGGAUACUAAAAUAACACACUUUUUUAUCAUUUUAUCUAUAUUUGUAACACAGAGUGAGAGAGAAUAAUGAUAUCUGCAAUAAAUAUUUUUCUACUAA